This is a messenger RNA of Lasiosphaeria miniovina, 1188 nucleotides long. RefSeq lists its product as uncharacterized. The transcript has a single exon. The record is from RefSeq and is a predicted model, not a curated record. Lineage: Eukaryota; Fungi; Ascomycota; Sordariomycetes; Sordariales; Lasiosphaeriaceae. Bases 221 to 952 code for a protein of 243 amino acids.
GGCGGUUCGGUUCGGUUCAGUUUUCUUGGGUUCUCCGUAUCCGCUGCGCACCACCACUGCAUCCCAGGCUCCAUUCCGGAACGGUUACUUUUUUACCUUGCCUAGCCAGCUCCGCAACAAGGACGCGAGGAGAGGAGAGGGCAAUUGGUGUCAACGACACACACACAAGCGUUUAUCAGGAACCCCACGCAAGAAGGCACCGCAAGCCCAAGCAGCCGCGAUGGCAUCUUCGUCGUCGUCUUCCGCAAUCCCGGUCGCGGCCAAAGCGCGCACCCUCGCGCACAUGAACAAGGACCACCGCGCCGACCUCGCACACAUGCUGCAGCACUUCAACGGCGUGCCCGCCACCGACGCCGAGCUGCUCGACAUGGACCUGGCCUCGCUCACCGUCCGCACAGGCACUGGGGAUGUCCACAAUAUCGCCAUCGACCCGCCCUUGGCCGCCUGGGACGACCGCCGCCAGCGCCUCAUCGACAUGACGCUCGCCGCGCGCGCGGGGCUGGGCAUCGCCACCACCACUCCCGACACGGGUCACCACCCCGUGGCCGCCGCCGCCGUCGUCGUCGUCGUAGGCAACCGCUUCCGCCCGCCGCAGACCCCCCUCGAAGUAGCCGUGUUCGGCGGCGUGACGCUGUACUUUGUGACCCUAACGCUCGUGAUGCGCGGCGUGUUCGACGACGGCGCCGCCGGCGCGGAAACACUCCAGCACAUUUUGUUUUGGAGCGGCGCCCCCGCCGCCCUGCGCUGGCUGGUCGCGGCCAUCUUCGUGCCGACGGUCGUCGCGCAUGUCGUCGAGGCCGUGCAUCUCCACCGCUCGCGGCUGCGGAGGUAUGGUGUCCCGGCGUUGUCGCCGGCGUGGUGCGGGUGGAUUGCGUGUGCGCUGUUUGAGGGCAUGACGACGUUUAAGCGCUUUGAUCGGCUUGUUGGGGAGCUGGAAAGGAAAGGGGCUUGAGUUGGGAUGGGGUGGGGGUUGGGGUGGGGGUAUUUUGUCUUGUGAUGUCUUGUGAUGGCAAGCGGGUUCUGGGACGGGGAGGUGCGUCGCUGCCUGUGUAGAUGGUGCCGGAUUCAUUGCCUGCGGGCUGGUCGAUCUGAUGGGUGGGUGGGUGGUUUCAUGACUUCAGCGCAUGUCUAGACACGCUUGCACCUCUAUACGCGACACAUAAAUAAGGAAUAAGGAGAGAGAGGUCG